This is a messenger RNA of Funneliformis geosporum, 1551 nucleotides long. The record is from the annotation of a GenBank genome assembly. Lineage: Eukaryota; Fungi; Glomeromycota; Glomeromycetes; Glomerales; Glomeraceae.
AUGAAUCAAGUAUUUACCGGAACUGUAAUUGAACUAAAAAAUCCUAAAACUGCUACCGUGGAAUUAGUUUCGAUUAAAAUCCACCCUAAAUACUUUAAACCUCAAAAGAUUGUAAAAACUAAAAAAGUUCAUUACGAAGAAACCGAAUUUCCUUUACAAUUAGGAGAUAAAGUAAAAAUUAAAAGUGAUCGGCCUCGUUCUAAAACUAAAAGAAAGACUUGUCAGAAAAUAAGAAAAAGAAGGAGUAAUCUAAUUAAAGGUUCAAUGGAAAGACCACGAGUGGUCUUGUGUGUAUCCAAUCGCUAUUUACGUGCACAAGCUAUUGAUGACAUAGUAGGUAACACUAUUGCUUUUGCUUCUACUGAGAGUUUUAAGGAGGAGGGCGAUUAUUCUCGCAAGAAUAAAGAUUAUGCCAAAAAACUCGGAAUACUUUUUGCCGAUAAGUUAAAGAAAGGAGAAAACCCCCAAUUAGCCAAAGGUGAAAAGGAGAAAAUUAACGAUGCACAGGUAGCAGGUAAAAAGUCUGAGUUGGUUUCGGAUAAGUCAGAAAAAAAAGAUCACGAAAGGGAACGUUACACUCAUGCCUAUUUGCGUGAGGUUUUAAAGACUACCAGACCAGUAAAAGUAACCAAAGGUGGUCGAAGAUUUAGUUUUACCAGUUUAGUUUUAACCCAAGACAAAGAAAAAAAUGCAGUUGCUUGUGCUCGUGGAAAAAGCAAAGAAGCCAUGGAUGCCUUCAAAAAAGCUUACCGCAAGACCCAAAAAGAAUUAAUUGCUCAUUUCUCUACUCCAUCCCGCACUAUCCCUCGGGAAAAAGCUUACCGCAAGACCCAAAAAGAAUUAAUUGCUCAUUUCUCUACUCCAUCCCGCACUAUCCCUCGUGAUAUAGUAGUUGACUACAAAGCAACUAAGUUGAUUCUAAAACCUACUCCUCCCGGAAGUGGUAUUAAAGCUAGUGAAACACUCAGCAUUCUAUUUAAAUAUUUAGGAAUUAAAGAUAAAAAAAAAAUUGUUGGCCGAGGAAUUGGUUCAGGAAGGGGGAAAACUUGCGGUCGUGGUGGUAAAGGACAAACGGCACGAACGGGAGGUGGUACUCCGCCUGGUUUUGAGGGAGGACAAACUAAAGUUUAUCUCCGUUUUCCCAAGCGAGGCGGGGGAUUUAAAACCGCUUCUAAAACCACUUAUCAAAUAAUUAAUUUAGCAAAUUUAGAAGGAGAUGAAAAAGUAGUGAAUGGGCAGGAAAUAUAUUUACCUAGAGUAAAAAUAUUAGGCGAAGGAAACCUUACUAAAAAUUUGAUUAUCCAAGCAGCAGAUUUUUCUCAGGAGGCUCAAGAGAAAAUUACCAAAGCUGGCGGUGAAUUUCAAACCAUAACUGCCAUUCGACUUGACAAGAUUGUUAAAAUUUUCCAAAAUACUGAAUUUUCCCAGCAGAAGAAAAAAGAUGGAUCCAAAGAAUGGAAAGUAACGGUUGGGAAGCAAGAAUUUAGCAUAAAUUAUUUCAGAAAUUAUGUGAAAAAGCAUAUUGAGUCCAAAGAGUUAAAAGAAAAGUGA